This is a messenger RNA of Maniola jurtina (meadow brown), 4757 nucleotides long. RefSeq names its product RNA helicase Mov10l1-like. The coding region runs from base 191 to 2881 and encodes 896 amino acids. Lineage: Eukaryota; Metazoa; Arthropoda; Insecta; Lepidoptera; Nymphalidae. The record is from RefSeq and is a predicted model, not a curated record. The transcript has 20 exons. Gene Ontology annotation, molecular function: 5'-3' RNA helicase activity; RNA binding.
ACACUAUAAAACCUUUUAAACUAAAUGAGGCUUAAAUAUUGUCAGUUUUAAAGUUUUACAAUACCUACCUAUCCACCAUCACGUUAUUUGCUUUGUCAUUAACUUUUCAAAUAGCUGUGGGGCUCUGCCAAUUCGAUUUUUAAACUAAGUAUUUAAUUAAGUUACAAAAGAACUUUGGAAAACAGUCAAAAUGUAUUGUGAUGUGUGUGGCAUAGUCGACGAACAUUACGAUGAAAACUCUGAUGUACAUCAUAAUGAUACGCCAAAACAUCAGUGUAAUGUGAUAUUACUCAACUAUAAGCACAAUAAGAAAGCCUUCAGUAGGAACCGAGAUGGUGUAAUCAUACUAGGCACUGCUGAAAGUAAGCCCUAUAACGAAGCCACCGCUACAAAGGUGCAAGACACAGAUCAUCACAAGAUUAGGAUUUAUGUAAAACCGAACCAAAAUGUCAAAUUCUCAUUCAAGAUCAGCAAUGAUAUGAAAAAUGAAGAUUUAUUGGUGGUUGGCAUACAGCUGGCUCAUCCACAGCCGCAGUAUCAAAUGAAUAAUCACCCCUUCAUUUUUGGAGGGGAACCAAAUAUUUUAUGUAAGAAAUCAACUAUUAAGGAGGAAGUUAGUGUUGAGUUUCAUGCUCCAGAGAUUGGUCAAUAUGAGAUGCCGAUUAUGUUUACAUUUUUCCGCAGAAGUGAUGAGAAAAAUCUCAUAUUUAUUCGUGAAAUGGUAGUUUUAGUGCAAGAGCAUGAAAUAGAACACGCUAGCAACAAAAGCCCGUAUACUAGCGAGGGUUGGCAGCGCGCUGAUCAUUUUAUACUAUCAAAAACCCAUGUGCCAUAUCAACUAAAAUUCAAGAUCCCGAAGCUCCUCAAGGAACUAUUGCCGCGCGGUUUGGAGGAAAAGGCGUUGGAGGGAUUGCAGUUGGCCCCCAAUGAAAUGGAGAAGAUGCGAUUAAUGCUCGUAUCCACUAGAGCAAUAUUUGAUGAGGGCCCUACCAAAAACAAUUACAUGAGUUAUUUCCACUAUUUAUUGUGGUGGGAGGAAAUUAUUUCGAAGAUCAAUUUAAGGAAAUACAAUAUGUCUGGUGUGAAAAUUGAAAAAAAUGAAAAUGUUUAUCUUUUGGAAGUUCCUGGAUUAGCCGAAAAAAGACCUUCGUUACUGAGAGGUGAUCGCGUCUACAUACGCCCUAAAGAUAGCUCUCAAAUUGUAUUUGAAAGCACCAUCAAAGAACUGAAUGAGAGCCACGUUCAGUUAGCCAAUAUGGACGACUCAUUCAAUAAUUACUACAACCCUGAUGCGCUGUAUGACAUUCGGUUCCUGAUGUCCCGAGUUCCAAUGGAGCGUAUGCACGAAGCUGUCAACACUGUGUUCGGCUCCAAGCAAGACUGCCGCAUCUUCCCCACGCCAAGCGCGAGGAAGAUUCCACUGAAGCGCAUCACUAAGUUCUACAAUCCUCUGAUAGCGAGCAACGCGGAGCAAAAGUCAGCUGUUGAUCACAUAGUGUCUGGCACAUCUGGCAAAGCGCCUUACAUUGUGUUUGGACCUCCCGGCACUGGCAAGACUAUGACCAUAGUUGAAGCUAUCAUACAGCUGGUGGUACAAAAACCCUCGAACCGAGUGAUGGUGUGCACGGACUCCAACAUGGCGGCCGACCACAUCGCGAUGAUGCUCCUUCAGUAUAACAAGCAACUUAACAUCUCCAACUUCCUGCUGCGCGCUAACUCACAGUCUCGGGAAUGGACGGUAAUGCCAGCGGCCCUGGCGCCGGUGUCCAACGGCACCAGCUAUGACAACUUCUACUCCGUGAGCAACAUGCAGGUUUCCAUGUACAGGGUCUUCGUCACCACUCUGCUGCACGCCGCUAAAUAUGGAUCGGCUAGAAGCCAAGCGUCGUACAAACUCCAAGUGACACACCUAUUCAUUGACGAAGCGGCGCAAGCUUCCGAACCGGCUACCUUAGUGCCAGUGAGCAGCUUACUGUCGCCGAAUGGAUACCUCAUCCUAGCGGGAGAUCCAAAGCAACUGGGCCCUGUCUGUAUAUCGCGAGAGGCCAAGGAUAGGGGGUUAGGUCAAUCCCUGCUGGAACGUUUGAAGACGACAUACGAGAACCUGUACGACAACUCCAACUACAUCACCAUGCUGGUGCAAAACUUCCGCUCCGACCCCGACAUAUUGGCCAUCCCUAACGAACUGUUCUAUGACAACUGCUUGAAGCCUCUAGCCCCACUCGAUGCACUGAGUCGAGUGAGCGUGCUAGGGCUGCCGGGCGGCGACCGCGCCGUGGUGUUCCACGCCGUGCAUUCUCGGGAACAGAGGAUGGGCAACGCGCCGAGUUUCUUCAAUGAAAAGGAACUCGAUAUGCUAAAAAAAUAUACCAAAGCGCUGAUAGAAAAACAUCAAGUAUUGCCUAAAGAUAUUGGUAUUAUUGCUCCAUACAUACGACAGGUGUAUAAAAUGAAAGGCUGGCUAACGACCGAGAACUAUAAGGACAUAGAAGUGGGAACCGUAGAAUCUUUCCAAGGCAAAGAGAAACGUGUCAUACUGGUGUCCACUGUGCGAGCCAACUGUCGGCUCCUGGACUAUGAUGCUAAAUACGGCCUUGGGUUCUUGGUAGAUGAUAAGCGGUACAACGUAACACUGACCCGUGCUAAAGCCAAGUUAAUCAUUAUCGGCAACCCAACCUGUCUCACACGCGAUUGCAAAUGGCGUAAAUAUAUGGAUUUUGCGCGCGAAACCAACUGUUACUACGGCGAAGAAACUCAGCAGCUAGAAAGAAACUCGCGCCUCCUUACCGAGAUUAGUAGAACCCGCUUCGAUAAAUGCAGGCUUUCUGACUACAUUAUACCUAAGACCAACUCGACCGAUAAGGAAUCCAAGAAAAAGUAAAUCCUAACGGGUUUAUUAAAUCCAUCUGGAUAUUCAAAAUAUAUUAUUAAAUCCAUCUGGAUAUUCAAAAUAUACACCCAAUUAAAAAUGUUAUAAAUCCACUUGGAUAUACAAAUCCGUUUGUAGUAUAGUAAUCGCAUUUGGAUAGUUUUAUAAGUAUUACUUUUAUUUUUUUACUUUUUCUAUAUACUUACCCAUUUCGAUAGUAUCACGGGAAAUCUAUUUUUGUUUGAUUUUUGAUGUUUUGUUUUUUGACGUAUUCUAUUGAUAUUAAGUUAUUGGUUUUUGUUUUUUUUUUGAUUGCGUGUUUUUAUUGAUGAAAAUCAUGACUUUUUUAAAGGCUUUUAUUUUAACUUUUAUGAUUUGUAAUGUGAUCAAGUAGCGUUUUUGCACUUUAGAUUAAUUCAAAGUUUGUUUCAUAAUAUUUAAAUUUUUGUCUUAAAAGAACUGCAUGAUUUUAGUCGCGUCAAUUUAGUUCAAUUAAUAUUAUUAAUUACAUGAAAAAAAAAAUGCGUCAAUGACCCUUAUUGAUUAUUUUAUUUAUUUAAUAAAAAAAAACUACUUCUACACUCAUCUUUUCUUCUUUGAUUUCUUUAUUUCUUGCCUGUUUUUCUAUUAUUUCCAAAAAUUCGUUUUUUUUGUAACUAAAUAAAAUAGUUUUAAAUAGUAAGGGUUAAGACAACUGCAAAUCUCGCGACUUUUUCUGAUGGAUAAUCAAGUAUCGAGCUUAUCUAAUCGGAAUAGAGUUGUAUUAUCAGAUGCCAGGUUCCACGAGGGCAAAAGUCGUGUGCCGUCGCUGCAAAUUCUAUCUGUAUAUAAUUUGAACUCUAUUUAAUAUUAGAUAAGGUCGACAAUGAAAUUCUCCGUCAGAAACUGCUCGCUCGACAUUUGUAGUUCUGUCUGCGCUGACUUCUAACGGCAGUCUCUCCGUCACAUGCUCCUUACAAACGUAGUUUGGUUCGCAAAAAAUCUUGUCUGUGGUUCGUUAGAUUUCCGCAAAAGUAACUUGUUUUUAAGUUACACAGGCUUAAACAUUUGUAUGUAAAUUUUUGAGACUGUAACUUUCCAACUGACUAAGUAUUUUAAAGGAACACUGGAAACCCGCAGACAUAGAUAUUAGUUCCUAGACAUAUCUACAAAAAUUCAUUGGUAAGUAUUCAAAUAAGAACCAAACUAUGUUUGUUUGGAGGAACUAGGAAUAAACCCCCUCUUAAGGCCCCAGUACAAAAUGAUCCGUUGCGUUGAGUAAGUGCCGUCAAACGUGAAACUAUUGUAUAUCUAGGUGUACUAGUUUUGAUACUUGAAAUCUAGUCAGCAGGGCGUUUUAGAACACACGAUUCCAUAAAUUAUCAUACGAUAAGAUGUAUUUUCUUCAUACGAUAAUUUACUGAAUCGAGUGUUCUGAAUCGCCCUGCAGAUUUGAUAGAAAACAAUACCUAGGUUUUUUUUUAACAAUGCCACAUAAUAUUUUAUGUGCAGCAUUAAUGGUUUGAUAUGAUCAACGAUAUUUGUGAUCGCAGUAUUUAUUUAUAAGACGAAAAUGUUCCAAAAUUCCACUUUUGUAAUUUAAAUGUAUGUUAAAACUAACUUUAAAAUAAGGAAAAGUACCUACUAAAAAUGAAGGUCCUGUGAUAUUAUUGUAAAUAUUUUAAGAAUUAAUCUAAGUUGUGAUUGGUGGUGCUGAUUCAAGUGUACAAUGUACGUACUCUCUAAACUUAACUUUGAUAUGUCUAUAAAAUAUAGUGGUGACUGUUGUCCUUUUCAUUAUGUUCCCUGCAGAAAAGGACAGUAUUACUUUUAGGUUGAAAUCUCUAGAGCUCACUUUGACUUUGCUUAAACUUAAGUUUCAGUUAAAACGAGACAGAUUUAUGCCAGC